Molecule: messenger RNA, 1827 nt
Organism: Selaginella moellendorffii
Lineage: Eukaryota; Viridiplantae; Streptophyta; Lycopodiopsida; Selaginellales; Selaginellaceae
Product: pentatricopeptide repeat-containing protein At4g02750-like
Exons: 1
Coding region: 1-1827 (608 amino acids)
Biological process (GO): RNA modification
Molecular function (GO): protein binding; RNA binding
Source: RefSeq, a predicted model, not a curated record
AUGGAUCUAGAGCUCGAGCGUUUCUCUAGGCUGCUACGAGACUGUGGAGACUCGAGAGAUUUAGGGCGAGGACGAAAGCUCCACCGAGAGAUUCUUAGCGGUGGCGAGCACCUCAGGCACUGCAAGCUUCUCAAGGACCAGCUGAUACACAUGUACGGGAAAUGUGGGAGCGCCGUCGAUGCCUGGGACGUGUUCUGCGGGAUCAACGGCUCGGAUCUCCUUUCCUGGAAUCUCAUGCUCAGUGCAUAUGCUCAGAAUGGGCAACUGGGAAAAGCGAGAGAAGUGUUUGAACGUAUUCCACGGCGAGAUGUUUUUACAUGGACGGCUAUGAUCACUGCUUGUCAUUGCGGUAAUUCCUUAGAACAAUCGAAAAACUACUUUGAUUCGAUGCCGGAAAGAAACGUAGUUACUUGGACGGCCAUGGCUACUGCAUUUGCCGGAGCUGGGUAUUUAGAAGAAGCCCGGAUAAUCUUCGAUAAGAUGCCCGAGUGGAAUCUUGUGACCUGGAACACCAUGGUCGAAGCAUAUUGUUCCAGCAAUGAGUUGGAUGAGGCCAAGGUGAUCUAUGAUAGCAUGCCCCAAAAGACAAUGGGAGCCAUGACGUCGUUCAUUCGUGUUUAUGCAGAGAAUGGGGAUGUAGAAGCUGCAAAGAUUCUAUUUGACAGCAUGCCUUACCAUGAUGAAAUUUCUUGUGUAAGCGUAAUGGCAGGAUUUGUAUAUGACUGUUCUUUAGACCGAGCAUUGUUCGUGUUCAACAAUAUACAAUACCAAAGUAUAUUAUCUUGGACAUCUAUGAUCUGGGGUUAUAUCCAGAUGGGCCACCUUGAGGAGGCAAAGGUGGUGUUUGACUCAAUGCCUCUCUACAAUGUGGUGGCUUUAAAUGCUAUGCUACAAAUUCAUGUUAUAAACAGAAGUGUCAAGGAAACAAAGCACGUAUUUGAGCGAAUGUGUCAAAAGAAUCUAGUCUCGUGGACUUUGAUGCUUUUGGCAUAUGCCCAAGAUGGUUAUUUCUUGGAUGCUCAGAGAUUGUUUGAGAAGAUGCCAGAGAGAAACGUUGUAAUUUGCAGUGCUUUGAUGGAAAUGUAUACCCAAAUGGGGAGUUUGGACCAAGCACUGGAUAUAUUUCAUUCGAUGCCCAUUCAUAAUGUGGUUUCAUGCACAAUAGCUUUACAAAUCAGAUCCUUGUUAGGUAGCAGCAUUGAGGAUCUUAGGGUGAUGCUAGAAAGAUUUCCCCAGAAAGACAUUGUUUCACUUAAUGUAAUGCUCGCUGAAUAUGCCCGAAGAGGGAAUAUGGACGAAAGCAUAAACUUCUUCUAUUUUGUAAUGCCCUUCCACAACACCUCAUCCUACAUCCUAUUACUUGAAUCUUACCUUUACAAUGGCCAUGUUUUUUCAACAAAAGAAAUAUACGCAAACAUGCCAAAAGAAAGUACUAUUGCCUCCAAAGCCAUAAUAACCGCAUAUGCCCAUUCAGGGCAUCUGCUACAUGCAAAAACCACCUUUGACAGAUCUCUGUGUCGAGAUCUUGACAUGUGGACAGCUCUGAUUUGCGCCUAUGGCCGUUGUGCGCAAUGCAGAGAAGCCCUAGAGAUCUUCCACGAGCUGGUUUCCAGCGGAAUCAAUCCCGACGCAAUCACCUUCUUGAGUUUGCUCUUUGUCUGUAGCCACUCAGGAUCUUUAAAAAUCGCCCAAGAGUGCUUUUCUUCAAUGGUGAUUGAUUACGAAAUCUCACCCAUUCCAGACCACUUGAGCUGCAUCGUUGACAUACUAGAUCGCAAUUUCCUUGACUCUUGGCUAUACUCCAGUUUUCAAUUCACUGAUUUUUAA